AUGCCUGCAGAAGAUCUCAUGGAAUAUAAAGAACCAGUUUACCCGAUUUCACCUGAGAAGGUGUGCCCAGAUGGUUUCAGGCGUAUUGAGGACUCGUGUUUCUAUAUCGAGAUGGAAAAGCUUAGCUAUGAUCAAGCUGAGAAGAGAUGUUCGGAUAAGGGCGGUUCCUUGUUUGCUCCGGUAUCUCAAGCACAAUGGAAUCACUUGCAGGAUGAGGUGACAUCAAUGACUCCACCCUAUUUCUGGACAUGGACUGGCAUCAAGAAAACCACGCCGACGGAAGAUCCACACUUCAAGAUUGAAGGAGCAAUGGAUGCGUCGUCAGUGAACUGGUUGAUGAGACCGUACUCGGACGCUUCAAACGGCUGGUCGUCAAUGGCGACAUGUGCUGCCUUCUACAACAUGGAAAAAUCAACGAGCAAUUAUGUCUACUUUUAUCCAUGCUCACUACAGUACCACUCAGUCUGUCAAACAGGUCUCAUGGACCCCGUGGUCAGCAACCAGUUGAGGCGAAUGCGCUUCAAACUUCGUCACCGCUACUGA
Molecule: messenger RNA, 543 nt
Organism: Cooperia oncophora
Lineage: Eukaryota; Metazoa; Nematoda; Chromadorea; Rhabditida; Trichostrongylidae
Source: the annotation of a GenBank genome assembly